AUGCGUACCACCCACCCUCUGCGGUGGCUUCGCCGAUGCCACCUUGUUUUUGCUCGCCGUGGUCACGGCGGCACGGCGCAGAUGCAGCGGGAACUGAAGAGGCUUGCGUUGCUGGAGGAGUUCAUGACGCAGCCCGCGGAGACGCGCGCACAACAAGUGCCGGCGACCACUGCCGCGUGCACCGCAGCGUACUUGCGUGAGCUUCCACAGCGGGUGGAACGGAUGCGGGGCAUUGCUGCCACAGCAAACGGCGACCAAGCACUCCCCGAGCACGGCGUUGCCGGAACUUCUGCCUCGGCCACUUUGCCCACCGAGCAUGAGGAGACCAGGAGACCUUCGGGCGAGGUCAGUGCGCCACAGGUAAGCACUCUUUCGCAGUUUCUUACUGCUUGCAAGGAGCAUCGCGUCCGGUACAGCUCCUCGGCUGACCCUGCUUUACGGAAGCAGGGCCGCGACGUGUUCCGUAGUUUCUGGAGCCGGCAUGCAAGCAGUGCGGUAUCCUGCUGCUACGAGAGUGUCCGUGACCUUGGCUUCGUGGCGGACAUCGGGCUCGCUGAUACCGGUCUGCACCUGGGUAUGCGCGACAUGCGAGGCAUGCUGCGUGUGCUGCAGACAAACCACACAGCUGCGUCGAGCCUCGACACUACGCGCGUUCUCGGCUACCUCGCGCGCGAGCUGCAGUACUGGGAGUCCCGAAAAGACAGCGAGAGCGAUGAAAACGCAGCACCCGCAUCUGCGAGUCUCAUCGCUUUCCGCACGGCUCUCACAGACGUCGCGCUCGGCCGGCUCGCAUCCAUUUUUGUUCAGCAGCGUCAGUGUUCGGAGAGCUUCACACAACCACGUGUGAAGGCCGCAGCGAAUGUGCCGGCGUCAGGCGACGCCGCCGUUCCGCCUGAGCAAGCUUCCGGCGCUGAUGCAGUGUGGGGACUGGAGGCGCUCUCCGUCUUGCAUGCCCGCGACGCCACGGAGAGCGUCCUGGAAGAUGUCUGGACUGGCAGGCAGCUCCGCCUACUGCGCCAGCAGCGCGAGCCCGUGCACCUUCGAUCUACGUCGGCGUUUCCGGAUGUGUCGAGCGCAACGGUGCCGAUGAGUGCCCUUGCAACCGAAGUUCAGCAUCUGCUCGUGUCGGAGCUGUUUCGUGUCGUCGCAGCGCGUCGGCGCGACCUCCGCAUGACGGACAUUGUUCACGCCUACGCCUUGUUGCGCGUGCAUCUGCGGCUCUUGUGGCCGCCGUACGGGCGACAGCAGCCGCCGCAACCCUCGCAUGCGGCGCGGCACCACAAUCGCGGCUGCGCGUCUGUGGAAAGGUAUCGGUCGCAUGCUGCGUCGACCUCGGCCCCUGCGACUGCUCAACGGCGCCCGCUUUGGUACGAAAAAGACACGCUCUUCCGCGUCACCUGGGGCCUCGCCGUCGCUCUGGCCAGCAAGGAUCGCGUCUUUAUCAGCGGCUAUCAUUUUGUCAAGAUCGUCGCCGUGCUGGCGAAGCUGCCAGCGUUUGUGCUCUCGCAGGAGCCGCACGUGAAGACGGAGCUGCGCCGUUUCGAAUUGCCGCACAGAGCCGUUGCGUUUAGAGGGGGUGCCGACGAAGACGAUGCAGAGUCGCGUUUUGUGUGCGCCACCAUUGCGGCUGAGGUGAUACGCCAGGAGAUGGCAGUGGAGGCCGGCUCGAAGCCGGCCACGGCGGUAGCGCUACACCCGAGCGAUUUCUGGCGCUUCAUAGUUGCCAAAGCGUGCGUAUUUGUGCCGAGCCUGCCGCCUGAGCAGCGUCGGAUUGUAUGCCGCAGUCUCCACCUCGCCAUCACUGAGAAGCGGGCCCACCUGCUUCCCCUCCAAGCUGCCGCUACCGCUCGCUCGGCACGAGUGCCGCAGUCAGCGCGGCGAGCUCGCAGCGAUAGCAUCCGGGGGCAGUUUGGGUCGAGAACCGUCUCGCCAGAUGGCAGCGACGCCGCCUCCGCUUCAGAGAUCCUUCGCCCGCUCAUGGAGGAAAUGGAGGACUAUCCCGAGCCUUACGAGGCGUGUGUAAAAGACCUUCGACCACGUUCGCUGCCGCCCCGCGUUGCACCCUGGCAGCGAUGA
Messenger RNA from Leishmania major strain Friedlin, 2076 nucleotides. RefSeq lists its product as hypothetical. The transcript has a single exon. The record is from RefSeq and is a predicted model, not a curated record. The coding region runs from base 1 to 2076 and encodes 691 amino acids. Lineage: Eukaryota; Euglenozoa; Kinetoplastea; Trypanosomatida; Trypanosomatidae.